AUGGACGGUGUACAAGAGGAAGCUAUACACCAUACCGCAUUAAAAUUAGCAGAUGAAAUAAAACAUCUUUCGAUUUACAAAUCAUUCUAUAGCGAUGUACAGAAAUUAGUUUCUUCUCCAAAUGUAGAGAAAGAAAAUUUUAAACAAACCUUACAACAAGCUAUGAAAGAAAAAGGAUUAGACACCAAAUUAAGGAACACAGUUUUUCAUUGGGUUAGAACACAAAGUAAACAUUGUAGGCUAGAUCCAUUAACCUCACUAUCGAAAGCCAGCGCACAGUGGGAAAAGAGAAUCCACAAAUCAUUAAAUUCUAUGUGCACCGAUCUGGAAACUUCUCUAGCCAAAGUAAGAUUGCAGAGCGAGCAAGAUAUUUUAACAGAGAAAUGGAGCGAACUUAGUACUUACAAUUUAGAUUUAUCAAAAUAUAGACCGGUGUAUGCUCCAAAAGAUUUCCUGGAAGUAUUGUUAACUUUGUCUGGAUAUGUUCCGUUUACAAGGGACGAUGAACCAAAAUGGGAGUUUGCUCAUUUACCUUUGAAAGUAAAUAAAAUUGACCAGUUGCGAAAACUGUUUCCGGAAUGGUCAAGUGGCGAGCCGCUUCUAGGAGUGAACCCAUACAUGCCGAGCACUGUACCAGGAUUUUCCACCUUGGAAGCUGAACGUAUCAGCUUGGGUGAGAGAGUAGUAGCGCUGGGUUAUGCCCCUGUUGUACAGGAGUACCUAAAGAAGGGCAGUCCGCAAUGCUUGAGGGCAAAGCUUUGGUCUAACGUUUUGGGCUCAGAUAUUAAAGCGCCGCAAGUGCAAUACUUUAAUCGGCUUAAGAAAAACGUGUUAGAAGUGGACCUAAUGGUAGAUAAGCUUAUAUUCAAAGAUGUUCAGCUCACAGCUUCUAACGAUGACCAAUACUUUGUAUUUGAAGACUUGCUAUAUCAGGUGAUGUUAUGUUUUUCACGCGACGUAGAGGUAAUGCAGCUCCUAAAGGGCAACAUAGGUAAUCCACCUGUUGUGACUAUUAAAGGGAAGCAAACAUCACCGGAGAGUUUGACAGCGUUCCCGCCCAGCGGCAUCAUACCAUUCCAUGGAUUUACAAUGUAUGCCACUCCAUUUUGUUACCUAUACGACGAUCCGGUACAACUUUACUACACUUUCCGAGCUUUUUACGUGCGAUACUGGCAUCGACUACAUUACAUAUCGACACAUCCACAGGGUAUAGUUUCAUUGUGUCUUUUGUAUGAAAGGCUUUUAGAAGCAAAUGAACCUCUACUAUGGGUACACUUUCGAAAUAUUAACAUUAAUCCCAUCCGAGUGGUAUUCAAAUGGUUAAUGCGAGCCUUCAGCGGACAUCUACCGCCAGAUCAGCUUUUAUUACUCUGGGAUGCCAUCCUAGGUUACGACUGCCUAGAAAUCCUACCAUUAUUAGCACUGGCAAUACUAAGCUUUAGAAAAGAGAAUAUAUUCCAAGUGAACACUUUGCAAAAUGUCGAUGCAGUUUUAGCCGAUCUUUCGACUAUAUCUGUUAUACCAUUGUUACAGUUAGCUCUUAUGAAGCCCUGA
This is a messenger RNA of Arctia plantaginis, 1554 nucleotides long. The record is from the annotation of a GenBank genome assembly. NCBI's taxonomy places the organism in Eukaryota, Metazoa, Arthropoda, Insecta, Lepidoptera, Erebidae.